Molecule: messenger RNA, 3555 nt
Organism: Chanos chanos (milkfish)
Lineage: Eukaryota; Metazoa; Chordata; Actinopteri; Gonorynchiformes; Chanidae
Gene: sdf2
Product: stromal cell-derived factor 2
Exons: 3
Coding region: 23-691 (222 amino acids)
Source: RefSeq, a predicted model, not a curated record
GGUGUCAGAAGUGAAUGUGGCUAUGGAUUAUCAUAUGUUCUUGGUAGUUUUUCUGUGGUGUUCAGUUUUACUGUUCUCUACUUGUAGUUUUUCUGCAGCCACGGAAUUAAGUUUUGUUACUUGCGGCUCAGUUAUUAAGUUAUUAAACGUGAAACACAACGUCAGGUUACAUUCGCACGAUGUCCGAUAUGGUUCUGGGAGCGGGCAGCAGUCGGUUACCGGUGUUACCUCAGUGGAAGACAGCAACAGUUACUGGAGCGUGCGCGGCACAGCUAAGGCACUGUGCCAUCGUGGAACCGCUGUAAAAUGUGGCCAAAACAUUCGACUAACACAUGUCAACACGGGGAGAAAUCUGCACAGUCACUACUUUGCAUCUCCUUUGUCUUCUAACCAGGAGGUUAGUGCUUUUGGAGAGGAUGGUGAGGGAGACCAUCUUGAUGAGUGGACGGUUCUUUGCGGCGGUUCGGUAUGGGAUCGUAAUGAGGCUGUGCGUUUCCGUCAUGCUGCCACUGACGCCUUGCUGUCUGUGACGGGGGAGCAGUACGGUAGACCCAUCCAUGGCCAGAGAGAGGUACACGCCAUGACAAGCUCCAGCCAGCACAGUUACUGGAAGGUCAUGGAGGGCGUGUUUAUGAAACCUUCUGAGAACAUGUCCAGGGAGUACAGCAGUCCACUGCACACUGAGUUCUGAACAAGAGUCUCUCCAUUCUCCAUGCAUCUGUUUCCCACCAAUGUCAGUCUCCAGCAGCCUUUUGGUCAAACCUCGUUUUAUUUUGUGUUGACAGGACAGGUGGGUGAACUGGUGCCCAUAUAGUUCACAACAGUUUCAUUUUUUAACUCAAGCAUUUGAAAUGUAUCUCCUAGCACAGUGCUGGUCGUGCCUCAUUUUUUUAUACGCCCAACAAAAUAACUGACCUUUAUUCUCAGGCUCUUAUCAGUGUUAGUACAUUACAGUUCACCCUUAUUGAUAUAUGGCUCCGUUUAAAUAAUUGCCUCCCUGUAAUGAAAUGGUUAAUGCAGUUUGUCUGAUCCGUUAUUUAAGUGGACCAAUACAUAAUGUUUCUUGUUCUUUUUGAUAUUCAGUGAAAAUAUCGAUAUACAGCCUUCACAGACUAGCUAAACUUUACAUUUUAUCUUAAAUACGGAGAGUAAAAGAUGCUGCAUUGACCCUCUUCCCGCAAGCAUGAAUUCUAUCAAAAGGAAUGAACUGUAUCCAUUUUCUUUUUACACAUUCUACAGUUAAAAAUUGUUUAUUUGAAAAUGAUCUGCUUACAUAUGAUAAGGUUAGAAACGCCUCAAAGUUUUAAAAAUCCUUGUGUUUGAUUAACAAGCCAUCUGAUGUACUGACAAACACUGAGGUAAUGGUUCAAAUGAACCCAUAUGUCCAAAAGGGUGAAGUUCUGUUUUACACAGGGUGGUGGCAUAGAGUGAUGAGGAUAUUUUACCAGAGCAUGCAGAGACGGUAUCAUCAGACACUACCUCAUUAACAAAUGUAGUGAGUGCAUUGAAUGCCAUAUUAAACACCAGCAUAAUGCUGCCUGACACAGCUUCUGAUGCUGUUUUAAUAUAAAAUGCUGAACUAUUUUAAUAUGUUUUCAUGUGAUUCAUUUUGCAACUCACUACUUCUGUAUCAAACACAAAUCGGAAAGCGUGAUAUUGUAUUGGAAGCCUUGCAGUUCUCGCAAGUCUUAUUGCAAAAGCAUGUAGUUCAUGUUUGAAACAUUGUGUUUACUAAUAUUGAUAUAAUUGUGUCUAUUGCAGGGCCACAAUGACCAAUAAUUUCAUCCUGGUGAAAUAUCUUCAUAAGAACAUAUGCCUGUCCCUUGAUUAAAUAUACACUAAUGUCACAGGAAUUAGCUCGGAAGAAAAACAGUUAUCAGGUGCUCAUGAGAACUAGUCAUAUCCAUAACUACACUAUGGACCUAAAACAAUAUUAUGACCCAAACAGGGAAAUCUGUGACUUAUUUUUUACCUCAGAAAAAAUCUGCAACAACUGCCAGGAAAGUCUACACACAUUAUGAUGUUACAGGUAUUAACUCUGAUUCAUAUCAAAAUAACCAUUUCUCUUUUUUCCCCCCACUGUAAAACUUUGAAAGAAUUGUAACACUUACUUCAAGUUGUGCCUUUUUAAAAGAUGAAAAGGUAUUGUGAUUUCAUCAGAACUAAGUAAUGAGUGAUGAUGUAAUUCAGAAUUAUGUAAACAUGCCCCCAUGCACUCAGUGGCCAGUGUCUUAUGUGCGCCCACCCAGCACUGGGUUCACCCUUGCUUCGCCACCCCCAAGAUGUACUAGAAUUCUCUUGAGAUGUGGAUCCUUCAGGGCGUUGGAAAUGUCCCACAUGGAUGUUGAUCGAUGCUAACAUGACGGCACUGUAAUCACUGUGGUAACUAGUCCGAUGGAUUUAUGACGUGACCAGAUUGUUCCAGCUCAUCCCAGAGAUGCUCUUCUGGUUUGAGGUCUGAGGGCUGUGCAGGCCAGUCAGUUAAAGUCAAGUCACUGUCAUGGUCCAUACUGAGACAGUGCCUGUAUCUGGAUAUGGUAUGUCUUGCGGCAAGACGUGUCCAUAUUCCAAAGGGUCAGUUCUAGCCUUGGGAUGCUCAGCUGAUAUCAAGGGGCCUAAAGUGCGCCAAGACAACACCUUGUGACAAUCACACCGGUGCCACCAGCUGUUACCGUUGACAACUGAAAGGAAAGGUCCAUGGACUUAUGUUACUUACACCCCUUACAACCCUGACUGUGUCAUCAGCAAGAUGCAGCAGGGACUGGCAUUCACUUGACUUACCGAUGUUUUUCCACUUCACAGUUAUGCAGUGUGUAUGUUUGCAUGCACACUGGAGCUGUUUCUUCUUUUUGUAUCUGACAGGAGUGGCACCUGAUGUGGUUAUCUGCAGCUAAAGCCCAUCUGCGACAAGGACAGAGAAGUUUUGCACUGACUCUCUGCAAGAGCAGUCCGCUGUUGUGAAUGGGGUGUUAUAUCUAAUGAACUGCCCGUUGAGCCUAAUAGAAUCAAAAUAGAAUGGUGUUGUACCAUGUGCUUGGAUAUUAGAAUAGUCUUAUGCAUGGCCGAUGACUGCACAUAGACAGUAAGGGAGUUCUGUGUUUUUUUCACUAUGGAGAAUCUGAUGAUGCCAAAAAGAAUGGACACACAGGCACACACACAUACAAAUAGUGUUCUCCCAAUUUUUCCUGUCGUAAUUCAGAACCUAAUUAAACACAGUAUUACAGUUUGCAGUGCAAUAUCUCACAGUAUGGAAUGUAACAUGUUCCACAUUGUUCUGACUAAGUGCUUGCACUGAAACCAGGCUUGAAAACAGGUUUCUCAGGCUGUGUCUCAAGUCUAUUUCAAGCAUUUUACAGCUUGCAUUGUUUUUUUUAAUGAGUUCUUUGUUGUAGGUUGCAUUUCAAUAGCUUAGUUUUCAUGUGGCUUGUUGAGGAUAACUAGAAAUAAAAAAUCUAGAUAUUUUUCAUUAAAUUGAUCUGAAUUGUGCAUCUUUGAAGUGGUGGUGAGUUAAUUUGUCUGUGAUAUUAUGAAAACAAUGCUGUUGAAUGGGUUUCU